This is a messenger RNA of Kwoniella mangroviensis CBS 8507, 3624 nucleotides long. RefSeq lists its product as uncharacterized. The record is from RefSeq and is a predicted model, not a curated record. Bases 1 to 3624 code for a protein of 1207 amino acids. Gene Ontology annotation, biological process: regulatory ncRNA-mediated heterochromatin formation; negative regulation of RNA catabolic process. NCBI's taxonomy places the organism in Eukaryota, Fungi, Basidiomycota, Tremellomycetes, Tremellales, Cryptococcaceae. Gene Ontology annotation, cellular component: catalytic step 2 spliceosome. The transcript is spliced from 13 exons. Gene Ontology annotation, molecular function: protein binding.
AUGACCUCCACCCCGAGCUUCUCAUCUUUUCCUGACUUCUCAGCUGGCUCUGAAGCUGGUCCCUCUCGACCUGCCGGUCCAGCACCUGUACCCAGCUUUGGAUCUUUUCCAGAAUUGGCAGCGCCGAAGAGGUCAAAGCGAAGAUCACGUUCACCAUCCCAUGAUGAUGACAGAUCCAAGAGAAGAGAUAAAGAAGAUGGUAGAAUUGGCAUCCGAAGAGACAAUGAUCAUGAUAGAAGACAUAGAGAGCGAAAUAGGUCUGACCAGCAUCAGCGGGAUAGAGAUGAUACGAGGGAGAAGGAAAGGCGGAGAGAUAGGCCAAGGAGUAGAGAAAGGGACAAACGCCAGCAUAGAGGUAGAUCCAAGGACCGCCACAAGGAUAGAGAUAGAUCUGCAGAAAGAAGGUAUAAAGAGGAUAGACGUCGGAAAGAAAGAGAGAAGGCUAUGGACUUAAUCAGAGGAGGUGGUGUGGGGACAAUACGGUCAGACAAGAGGAAGGAAGGAAGAGCAACUGAUAAGGCUGAUGGUUUGUCCUGGUACGAGAGUGUAACGACAGUUAAGGAUGAAGGGAUAGAUACAACUCCUUCUACCUCUUUCUUUCCUGAUACCGUGGGAGAUAGGGAUGCUGUAAGGUAUGGAAGUACCUCGUCAGCUAGUGCGCCGAGAUACUACAGAGACGGGAAAAACCGGAUAUUAGGCUUGAACGAAGGCCUUCGCAUAGUCUACUCAAGAGAUAGGACUCAGAAAGGGGUGGAAAUAGCGCCAAUGGGUAGACCUUACGUACCUCGAUAUAAUUCCCGUCAAACCCAACCAGCGGCUUCGCAGCACCUCCAACGUAUACUUCUUCUACCGUCGGACGAUCAAGCUUUUGAUUCAUCUGCACCUUAUAUCGACUUCGACCUAAAACCUGCUCGCCAGGCGACGGAUUUACCUUCAUAUCGAGACAUACAUCAGCCACAAGAGGAUGAAGAUUUGGAAUUGGCUGAGAUACAAGGGGCUAUCGGAUCGUACUCCACACUCGAAGAGGAAGUACGUAGAGAAACAGUGGAUACUGAGCAAUACCUCAAAUCUCAUCGGGGUGAUAUAGACAGAUGGAUCAAAUACUCUCAACUACACCUGAAACUCUCGCCUGAUCUUACGUCGAGAUCGGAUGUCGCUCAGAUAUCAAGCAAAACACGAGCGGAAGCAGAAGUCACCUUGUCAAUCUUGUCUCGAGCGUUAGAUGCUGAAGAAGCUAAUUUCAAUUCGACAAAACUGCAUCUAGCAUACUUACAAGCAGCCGAACAGUUCUGGCCCAAUGACAAAGUCACGAAUAGGUGGAACAACGUUUUGAGAGAGUUGAGUGAGAAAAACGAUCAGGUGGAUAUGAUGGAUCUCUGGUUAGGCUAUAUCACUUGGAGAGAAGGGAAUGGGUUUGGGAAGGGCGAUGGAGGUGGGGUGGACGAAGUGGUGGAGGUAUACGAGGAAUGCAUCGGAAAGCUGAAAGAGAACAGCCAUGGUGACACUCAAGCAACAGAGGAAAAUCUGGUGUAUCUCUUUUUGAGAGCUUGUCUAUUUCUGAAACAAGCUGGGUAUACCGAAAGAGCCCUGGCCAUGUUCCAAGCUAUCAUGGAAAUAACCUUCUUCAAACCCGAUCAUCUACGUACUAGUCCUUCUUCAGCCCCUACCCGAUUUGACGAUAUCUUAGAUGGAUAUGAGAAAUUCUGGGAUACUGAAGCCCCGAGGAUAGGCGAACCUGGCUCAAAAGGCUGGAAGAAUACUGCUCCUUCCGCUGUACCCUCAGCCCAGGUUCUCAAACCUCUGACACACUCAUCCGAAGAUCCUUUCGAGAAAUGGUUAGAAGCCGAGCUUCACGCUGAAUCGAAUUACUCUAUGCCCGGUCGGGCUACCGACUUGAAUGAAGAAGUGGAAGAUGACCCAUAUCAUAUUAUCCUUUUCAGUGAUAUCCGUCCAUUUUUAUUCUCCAUCAACUCUCCCGAAGUUCGCCUACAGCUCAUCUACGCAUUCCUAAACUUCCUUGGAUUGCCAUUUACUCCACCUGACAUACCUUCUUCAUCCCCUGCAACCAAUGAUCCUCAUUUGCAAUGGACACUAGCGCAUAAUCCAGCUAAGCGAAAUGCAUUCUGGCCACUUCGACAAAGCUCCAAAAGACUACCUUGGCAGACCGUUGGCGGCGAACCUAUGGAUCCUGAACGUACAAGGGGAUUAGACAAUCCGUUUGAAAGCCCGGUCAAAUGCUGGCUGCAGGAUAGAAGUACUAUUCUAGGGAGGAAGGGAAGCUGGUUCACCGAUAUGGAUGCAGUAGAUGUUGCGGCUUUAGAUGUUGAUCUCAUUAGAAAUAUCUUCGAAAUCCUCAGGCCACUUGUACCGGAUCCAGCUUUCACGUUGGAUUCAUUCGCAUUUGAAUCUGCUGUGUCUGCUAAAGGUGCCGUCAAGUUUGCAAAGUCAGUCCUCGCUUCUGAUAGGGAUAAUGUGCUUCUAUGGGAUGGCUAUGCUCGUUUGGAACGGCAAAGAGGCAACGUCCCAUCAGCAAGAACGGUUUAUGUUACUGCUCUUCAAGCUGCUAUCGCUGUUCGGUCGUAUGGAGUGGUGACCGAGGACGAAUUAGAUCUAUGGGCUGGAUGGGCCGAGAUGGAGUUUGAGAUUGCAGAUGAAGCAAGGUCGUUGGAAGUGGUUGUACUAGCUGCAGGCGUGGGACAAGAUCGUCUUGCCGAAUAUCUCGCACCUGACCGAUCUCCCGGUCAACCCCCAUCGGUUGCCAUGCUGAAGUCGAGGCAGUUCUACUUGAAUACGCAAUCGCCCUAUUCCCCAAGCCAGUUAUUGUUGAAAUCCUUGUUCCACUAUCUGACCGAGGGAAUGGAUUCGACUAGAUGGUUCUUGCUCAACCACCUUAUAACGCUUUCACUUUCUGGUGGCGAAGCCGAAUUUACUCUUCAGCUGCUCACCAAGAUCCUCUAUCUCCAUUCAACUCGACAUUCGUCCCCCGCAUCAAUGUCUCGAGACACUCUCGAACUUGCCCUUUCAUCUUUUCCCAACAACACGUCCUUCCUCUCACUCUAUCUGUACGGUGAACUAGGAGGGAGAGUUUACGGUCGAGUGCAGCGACUUAUCGCGGAUCUGACGUCUCAACGAGGGAGUAACGGUGGGUUGGUGGUCCACCUAUGGGCUAUAUGGGCAGAAGCUGUCUCUUCACAUCGGACAUUUUGGGAUGAGGGUGGUACUGGUGCUGAGAGGGUCAGAUUGGCUUUGGACAAGGGUAUAAACUCAUCGAGCGGGAAAUACUCAGCUGCUCUGUGGAUGCUGUAUAUCGAAUUUGAAUGUUUGAUGGGCAGACAACAAACUGCCAAACAACUAUGUUAUCGAGCUGUAGCUUCUCUGGGAGGUUGUAAACCUCUAUACCUCUUACCAUUUUCACCAUCUCUUCAACCACACUACACCACGCGUGAACUGAAAGAGUGGGCAGAACUCAUGAUGGAACGUGGAAUCAGAUCACGUGUACCCUUCGAAAGGUAUUUCGACGCUCAGGAGGACGAAGGGGCGUUGCUGGAAUUACCUGAAGAUGAGGAUCUACAAGAGGACGAACUUGGUUUCUUGAGAGAAAGAGAGGUGGCUAAACCGUACUGA